Alnus glutinosa is the source of this 1374-nucleotide messenger RNA. Its product is annotated as WAT1-related protein At4g08300. The record is from RefSeq and is a predicted model, not a curated record. Gene Ontology annotation, molecular function: transmembrane transporter activity. The transcript has 7 exons. Bases 79 to 1218 code for a protein of 379 amino acids. Gene Ontology annotation, cellular component: plasma membrane. NCBI's taxonomy places the organism in Eukaryota, Viridiplantae, Streptophyta, Magnoliopsida, Fagales, Betulaceae.
CAUCAUGGUGGUGGCAGCCACAAAGAUAGAAGUAACCGUGUAAGUGAGAGGUUGUGUAUCAGCCAUAGAUCGAUAGAGAUGGCAUGUGGGAUGUCUUACGAAGGGUUUAAUAAGCUUAAACCCUACUUGGCAAUGAUCUCCUUGCAGUUUGGUUACGCAGGAAUGUAUAUCGUCUCCAUGGUCUCUUUGAAGCGAGGCAUGAGCCACUACGUACUUGCAACCUACCGUCAUGUUGUUGCCACCAUUGUCAUCGCUCCCUUUGCGAUUCUUCUUGAAAGGAAAACAAGACCAAAGAUGACUCUGCCGAUCUUCCUAAGAAUUGUCGCGCUUGGUUUCCUAGAGCCGGUGCUUGAUCAGAACUUCUAUUAUUUGGGGAUGAAGUACACCUCAGCCACAUUUGCAUCUACCAUCUUCAAUAUGCUCCCCGCAAUAACCUUCUUAAUGGCAAUCGUCUUCAGGUUAGAGACGGUAAAUUUCAAGAAGUUACACAGCGCAGCCAAGGUGGUGGGCACAGUAAUCACGGUGAUGGGAGCAAUGGUGAUGACCUUGUACAAAGGCCCCAUCGUUAAUUUCAUCAUCGGGCGAGCGCCAAGCCACCACAAAAGCAGCGCCGAAUUGGCGGAUCAGCAUUUGGUCACCGGCACGUUAAUGCUCCUAGCUGGUUGCUGUAGCUGGGCCGCCUUCUUUAUACUGCAAUCAUUUACGUUGAAGAAGUACCCUGCGGAGCUCUCUCUCACAGCUUGGAUAUGCCUGAUGGGCGCGGUGGAAGGUUCAAUCGUGACACUUGUGAUGGAACGUGACAUGAGCGUGUGGGCCAUUGGAUGGGACUCCAGGCUUCUUGCCGCUGUUUAUUCUGGGAUAGUUUGCUCCGGAAUCGCAUUUUACGUACAAGGAUUUGUAAUCAAGCUACGCGGCCCCGUGUUCGUGACAUCUUUUAGCCCACUCUGCAUGAUCAUCACUGCUGCUCUGGGCUUCAUUAUUUUAGCUGAGCAAACCCGCCUUGGAAGUAUAAUUGGAGCCAUUCUGAUAGUCUUCGGCCUUUACACUGUCGUAUGGGGUAAAAGCAAAGAUCUUCCAAUCUCAAAAGCGACAGUAAUCGACGAGAAAAGUGGCACCCAAGAAUUACCAAUCACGGACACCACUAAAUCAAUCAACGCCAGUUGCAAAAACGAUGUUGUAGCUGCCGGAAUUUUGUUAAAGAAUCCGGCGACAGUCUAGGGUCGUGAAUACGUACACUUUCUUUCUCCAAGCUAGCUAGCAGCCUAGCAUGCUGCUGCUGCUUUCAAUGUGUAUCUAUUCACUUGUUUAAUGUUCGUUGAGAUCGAUUACAACGAGAGCUAUAUAUAUUAUAAAUAAGUGAAUUAUGUUUUGCUA